UCAGAAAAGAGCAAGGCGAUACGGCUCUUGUACAUCCUCUCUCAAGGUACAAUGAUAGGACUACCGCGUGCUCGGUUCGUGGAAUCUAGGUGCGUCCUGCAUUACCCAUUUUCUAUACUCAUUUCCUUCUUUUACACACCAGCAAGUAUACACAAUGUUUGACUGUGAGGAGAAGACUAUCCAGCUGCCCGAUCUCAUAAAGUCGAUCCCUUUCCCCAUCCGCCUAAACCCGUACACCCGAUUCGUGUCCGCCGACUCCGAUGCCUUUAUUUUGGAGUCGUCGAACCUCACGGAAGAAGAGAGAUUCAAGUUCACUGGCUUGAAUGCCGGUCUCCUAUGUGGGAUGGCCUACUCAGAGUGCGGGUUUGAAGAGCUCAGAGCGUGCACGGAUUUUAUGGGCUUCCUUUUCAAUAUUGAUGAUUGGGGCGAAGGAUCCGACUCGGAAGGAACAAAGGGUUUGGCGGAGGUUGUGAUGAACACUCUGCAUUAUCCGGAGACCUUUCGCUCGGAUACUGUUGCUGCUCGGGUGACCAAAUCAUGGUGGAUAAAGUUUCUCGAGACUAUCAGCCCUAAUUCCAAGAAACGCUUCAUCGACGCUAUGCACCUGUACUUCAAGGCCAUCACGCAACAGGUUACCGAUCGUGCAUCGAUGAGGGUUCCGGAGCUAGCGGCCUACAUUCACUUGCGUCGCAAAACCAGUGGAUGCGAGAUGUUCUUCGUCCUCAUUGAGUAUGCUGCCCACAUCGACCUUCCUGACGAGGUCUACGAGCAUCCUCUCAUUCAAGGUCUAAUGGAUAUUACCAACGACAGCAUCAGCUGGGUUAAUGAUAUCUUCUCAUAUAGUCGCGAAUGCUCGCUCGGAGAUCCGCACAACAUCGUGUGUGUGCUAAUGAAGGCCUUUGAUCUGGAGCAACAAGCUGCCAUCGACUAUGCUGCAGAUAUGGUGACCAAGACUAUCGAGCGCUUCCUUGAGAUCAAAGCAAUAUUGCCUUCUUGGGGUCCUGAAGUUGAUGCACAGGUGGAGGUGUAUGUGCAGGGUCUGGGAGACUGGAUUAUAGCCAAUGCAGAGUGGAGUUUUAUGACCGAGAGAUAUUUCGGAAAGAACGCUUCUCGGGUCAGGAAGAGCUUGCAGGUCAAACUCCCGCCUGUUGUGUCGUUGAAGUAGGUGUCAUACACCGCACAUUGAUGCGCGGUCGAUUCAAUACUGGAAUGUCUAUAUGCUGCCUUUUUGCGCUAUUCUGUAUAGUUUUAACGCUUGUCGACGAAUUUUGAGCUAGUAAUAUUAUCUGU
This is a messenger RNA of Laetiporus sulphureus 93-53, 1290 nucleotides long. Its product is annotated as terpenoid synthase. The record is from RefSeq and is a predicted model, not a curated record. The coding region runs from base 155 to 1165 and encodes 336 amino acids. The transcript has 6 exons. Lineage: Eukaryota; Fungi; Basidiomycota; Agaricomycetes; Polyporales; Laetiporaceae.